Molecule: messenger RNA, 683 nt
Organism: Acanthoscelides obtectus
Lineage: Eukaryota; Metazoa; Arthropoda; Insecta; Coleoptera; Chrysomelidae
Source: the annotation of a GenBank genome assembly
AUGUCAAAACCAACAACUAUCAAAGAUGCUAUCAAAAGAUGGGAAGAAAAGCAUCCUGGGGAAUCUAUAAGUGAAGCAACAGAAGUAGGAUUUCAGUUCCAAUGGCCUCCUAUAGAAAAAAUGGAUAACUCUUUAUCAGCCUUAACAAAGGUUAGGAAACUCAGUCUAUCUACAAACAUGAUAGAAAAAAUAGCUGGUUUGAGUGCUCUGAAGAAUCUGAAAAUCCUCUCCUUGGCAAGAAACUACAUCAAAUCUUUCUCAGGCCUUGAAGGUGUAGCUGACACCCUUGAGGAGUUGUGGAUCUCCUAUAAUUUGAUUGAAAAAGUAAAAGGUUGUCAGGUCUUGAAGAAGCUAAAGGUUCUAUACAUAGGCAACAAUAUGAUAAAAGAAUGGGGAGAAUUUAUCAAGUUCCAGGACAUGCCAGCGUUGGAAGAUAUUCUAUUCAUAGGCAAUCCUUUGGCAGACAAUAUGGAUGAAGCUUUAUACAGAAAUGAAGCUCUGAAAAGAUUACCCAAUCUGAAGAAAUUAGAUGGUGAACCUGUUGUAAGGGAUGAUGAAUAGCCAAGUUUCUUUAUAACCUUUUAUGAAAUAAAGUAUGUUAUGAAAAAACAUAUUUAUUCAACAAAUAUAAUUGUACUAGAGCAGACAAAAAUAGAACCUGUCUGAUCAAGAAUUAAAAAAAG